Messenger RNA from Aspergillus welwitschiae, 666 nucleotides. Its product is annotated as rhodanese-like domain-containing protein. The transcript is spliced from 2 exons. NCBI's taxonomy places the organism in Eukaryota, Fungi, Ascomycota, Eurotiomycetes, Eurotiales, Aspergillaceae. Gene Ontology annotation, molecular function: thiosulfate-cyanide sulfurtransferase activity. The coding region runs from base 1 to 666 and encodes 221 amino acids. The record is from RefSeq and is a predicted model, not a curated record. Gene Ontology annotation, cellular component: mitochondrion.
AUGGCCUCUCUCCUCCCCCUCCGCCGGGCACCCACGUCCCUCCUCUCCUCCACCUCCAAACAAUCUACCCUCCUCGCCCGCUCCCUCCGAGCCAGCACCACCAUCCCCUCCACCCGGACCUUCAGAACAAGAUCCUCCACCCUCCUCCCCAACACCAUCACCAAGAGAACCACCAUUACCCCCAUUUCUCGCCCUCAUCACUACCCCCUGAUCUCCUCCACUUCAAUCCGCCAAAAAAGCACCAAAGACAACGAUGCCCCCACCUUCCGCCAAUGGGGUUUUGAAGACAUAAACGCUUCCCUCCCCAACAGCCCGACUGAAAAGCCCAUCAUUUUAAUUGACGUGCGCGAGCCCGCCGAGCUCUCCUCCACCGGCAUCAUCCCCUCGGCUGUGAGCGUGCCGCUCGCCUCUCAACCGGACGCACUCUUCCUGACUCCGGAGGAAUUCGAGACGAGGUUCGGGUUCCCCAAGCCUGGUGUGAAGGGGGAUGAGGAGGGUGCCGAGAUUGUGUUUUAUUGUAAGGCGGGGGUGAGGGCGCGCGCGGCGGCGCAGUUGGCGGAGCAGGCGGGGUAUGAGGCAAGUAGGCUGGGGGUUUAUGAUGGGAGUUGGUUGGAUUGGGCGAAGAAGGGGGGUAGGGUGGAGAGGUGGGAGGGCAAUGAUAAUUAA